AUGCCAGAGUCUUCACUUCCCGUCUUCGGCCCGCUAACAGCUGCCCGACCUGGUCCACUCGGCAAGGAGAUACGUCUACGCAUUCACCUCGAUGGUUGCAGAGGUCUACCUCAACCGAAGACUCCGGCUGAAAGUUAUGCGCCUCGAAAGUUCUUUGUUAGCAUUGGGUAUAUCUCGAGCCGGGAUGGUGGGAACUUUGUGGAUUCUUCGAGCGUUCAUGAGGGCACAGGCUGCCUCCAAGGCACGGUAAAGUGGGAUGAUAUUCUGGACAUUACCUGUCUAGAGCACAGUCUUCUUCGGAUCAUCUUGUAUCAUGGCGAACGCAACGGACCCUGGGAGUGUGUCUCCACUGCUGGAGAUUUAUUGCAAGUUUCUUCCGUAUCACUCGUGCUAUGGGACGACACCAUCUCGGAAUGCACUCUCUUCAUCUCUGCCUCAGCAGCCCCUGCUGAUUGCGACAAAGAUUGCUGUGAACUCGACACCGCAAGCAGAAUGGUGUUUGAGCGUGAUGAUGCUCGCUUUGAAUUACAAUCACCUGCGAGUUCAUGGGAUGUUGCAUUUCGCGGGCUCUUCUCUUUUGGGGGUGCCGUCUCUCGACACAAUAUUGCGGAUGCUGCCAACAAUAUAUUCUAUGCCCAGUUCUAUACCUAUAUAUCGUAUCAGGCAUGCUGUACUCGACAAUCGAACGAUGCGCAAACUGACAGUCUACUCAAGUCCUUGAUGAAGGCCGUGUCUACAUGCGUGCAGGUCCAAUCUACGCGUGUACUGCAGAGCAAGGAUUGCGUUGAGCAAAUAUAUGUUCAAUUGUAUUACCUGGCAUUUUCCAUGCAAGGUAAUGCCUCUUAUCGCAACUCCGACCUCAACAAAUAUCGCGAGGAAGAGCUAGCGAGACUCGUCGUGAUCCUCGUCACACCGGACCCACCCACCGGAGUCAACAGCACUUCCACCAGCACAGAUUGGGCCGCACUCUACGGGACAACCGCCAAGGACGCACUCCUCCUCACCUUGGAGGGCAUCGUGCAGUCGUCCGACGCCUUUCCGCCUCUGAAGAGCGCAGCCAGUGGGCUUCUGUUCUUCGCGACAUCGGCGGAUAUGGCGUCGAGCAACAAGAAGCAGAUACGCGACAUCCACAAGCGCGUCAACAGCCUGGCCGCUUCGCUCAGAUGUGGCGCCGAAGACGGUAGCAUGCUCUCAUCGGCGCAUCACAACGCCAUUGGCGUUCUCGCCGCUGACAUCUCAGCACUGAAGGAAGACCUCGAGUCCAUCGUCCACGAACGCAAGAGCCGCUUCAGGCGCUUCUUCAGCGCGAAGCGGCAUCGCGAGGAGCUGCAAGACAUCGUCCAACAGAUGGACCAUGCGCGGUUGAACUACACCACGGCGGUCGCCACGCUGAACGCCACGACGAAUGCACAGGUAUUGGCUCAUAUCAGUCCCGAAGAGUGCAUUCAUGAACACAGACUGAUCCGCUAUGGCCUCGACAACUCCUUCGACCAGCGCAAGCGCAAGAGACGUACUCGUUACGACGGUGGUAUAAGCGGCCGGGACGCAGGCUAUGCUGCAUUUCGAGAUUUUGUCUCUAUAGAAAGCGUCGAGAAGGCGCCUGGCCAGGGGACGCAACUAAAAGCCUUUCCAGUCAGGCUCGAGUACCUUGAGCCGCAAUAUCUCUAG
Messenger RNA from Peniophora sp. CBMAI 1063, 1668 nucleotides. NCBI's taxonomy places the organism in Eukaryota, Fungi, Basidiomycota, Agaricomycetes, Russulales, Peniophoraceae. The record is from the annotation of a GenBank genome assembly.